Paraglomus occultum is the source of this 351-nucleotide messenger RNA. NCBI's taxonomy places the organism in Eukaryota, Fungi, Glomeromycota, Glomeromycetes, Paraglomerales, Paraglomeraceae. The record is from the annotation of a GenBank genome assembly.
AUGGGCUGUCGGGAUUUUGAUAUAGAACCUAAACCAGACAUCUGCCUUAUAAGGCAGGAAGAAGAAAAAGACGAUUAUAUGGCGGAAACAAGGAAAGAGAAAAAUGACCAGGUUUGCGUUGCGCGUAGAAAUAGCAUAUCGUUGAAGGAAAGGACGUCACAUCUGAAACUUCCUAUAGAGUGCACCUCAAAGAGACAAGGUCAGCAACAGGUACCUCAACCCCGGACAACAACUCAAAGCGAUGAAAAACCAGUUCAACCAAAUUGCGAGCUGAGUUGGUCGCAACUGGUACACGCAGAAAUCAUUGCCGUCGCCAGUACUAUGCGCAAAAUUCGCGGUGGUCUGGAAUGA